Molecule: messenger RNA, 2370 nt
Organism: Capsella rubella
Lineage: Eukaryota; Viridiplantae; Streptophyta; Magnoliopsida; Brassicales; Brassicaceae
Exons: 1
Coding region: 1-2370 (789 amino acids)
Molecular function (GO): RNA-DNA hybrid ribonuclease activity; nucleic acid binding
Source: RefSeq, a predicted model, not a curated record
AUGGCUAUCAAGACUGAUAUGAGCAAGGCUUAUGACAGGGUAGAAUGGGAGUUUGUAGAGAAGUUACUCCGUAAAUUUGGAUUCUCGGAGCAAUGGAUCUCCUGGAUAAUGUUUUGUAUAUCUUCGGUGGAAUAUAGGGUUCUGAUCAAUGGACAACCUCAGGGCUCUAUUACUCCAGGGAGAGGUUUAAGGCAGGGUGACCCGUUGUCACCUUACAUAUUUAUCCUUUACACAGAGGUUUUAAUUGCAAACAUAAGAAAAGCGGAAGGGGCGAAAAAGUUAUCUGGUAUUAAGGUGGCAAACAAGAGUCCGCCAAUAUCUCAUCUGCUAUUUGCCGAUGAUAGUCUUUUCUUUUGUAAGGCUUACAGGGAGCAAUGUCUGGUUAUUUUGGAUAUUCUAAAGAGAUAUGAGGCGGCUUCAGGUCAACAGAUAAAUUUUGUCAAGUCAUCGAUACAAUUUGGUCAUAAGGUGGGAGAGAAUAUAAAGUCGGAGAUGCAGGAGAUUCUUGGAAUUACAACGUUGGGAGGAAUGGGUUCUUACCUAGGGUUACCUGAAAGUCUUGGUGGGUCGAAGACCAAGGUUUUCUCAUUUAUACAAGACCGGUUACACAAUCAUAUUAACGGGUGGUCGGCAAAAUUACUCUGUAAGGGUGGAAAGGAGGUGAUGAUAAAGGCUGUGGCAUCAGCAUUACCUACAUAUGUGAUGUCUUGCUUCCGGUUACCAAAGACGAUUACAACUAAAUUAACAAGUGCAAUUGCAAACUUUUGGUGGGGUACAAAUGGUAAUUCUGGGGGAAUGCACUGGUGGGCUUGGGCAAAGUUAUGUAAUAGUAAACAGUUAGGGGGACUGGGAUUCAGGGAUGUCCAGGAUUUUAAUACAGCCCUUUUGGCUAAACAGUUGUGGAGACUUAUGGAAGCUCCGGAUUCACUUUUUGCAAAGGUUUUUAAGAGUCGGUACUAUCGGAAUUCAGAUCCGAUGGCUCCGAUUCGAACAUAUUCUCCCUCGUACGGGUGGAGAAGUAUCAUUUCAGCUAGAUCUCUGGUAUACAAAGGGCUUAUUAAAAGAGUUGGAUCAGGUGAGUCCAUUUCCAUUUGGACGGAUCCUUGGAUUCCGGCUCAAUUCCCGAGACCAGCUUUGAGUAAUGGGCCGGUUAUGGACCCAUCACUUCAGUUAACCCAAUUGAUUGAUCGUCAAAACAAUUCGUGGCGUCAAGAUUUACUUCAAGUACAUUUUGAUCCGUCAGAGGUAUCCAUAAUUAAUGCAAUCCCGGUAGGGAGUAAUCCGGGGGAGGAUUCAUUAGGUUGGCACUUUACAAAGAAUGGAAAGUAUACGGUUAAGUCGGGAUAUCAUAUAGCAAGAAUGGUGGAUCCUCUGUGCGCUAAAGUCGUCUUUGGACCAGAGCUCUCACCACUUUUUGCAAAGGUUUGGAAGGUACAAUGCCCACCCAAAAUAAGACAUUUUAUGUGGCAGGUGGUAUCGGGAUGUAUUUCGGUAGCAGCCAAUUUGCGGAGAAGGGGAAUCAAUAUUGAUCCUAGCUGUGUGCGAUGUGGUCAUCCAAUAGAAACGGCGAAUCACGCUGUUUUUGAGUGUCCUCCGGCUCGACAAUUGUGGGCCUUAGCUAAUAUUCCUAUGGGCCCAAAUUUAUUUCCGUCGGAUUCUGUAUAUGCAAAUAUGGCAUAUCUUUUGGGAUUUAACGAUCCUGUAGGUGAGGUAACUAGUUUCCCUUGGUUACUAUGGUACAGCUGGAAAGCUAGAAAUGCAAAAGUUUUUGAAAACAUAGAUGAAUGUCCUUUGGCGGUUAGUAGGAUAGGAAAGGAUGAGGCCAUGGCCUGGAAUCAGGCGCAAAUUGAGGAAUCCGACCGGGAUACAAUUACUAGUAGCAGAAAUAGGGGACCAAUUACAUUAGAAAGGGAUUUGCAACCUUGGGUGGAAGGAUAUUGUUGCUAUUUGGAUGGAUCAUGGAAGGCGACCGACCAGUUUGCAGGGUUAGGCUGGUAUUGUCAGCAGCCAGGGACGGACUCAGCACUAUUGGGGGCCCAAACUACAAGACGAAGUCUCUCUCCACUCCAUGCAGAGAUAGAAGCACUUGUAUGGGCAAUGAGAUGUAUGCUUGGUCAUGAUCUCAGUGACGUCAAGUUCUACACUGACUGUUCUGAUCUAGUGAAGAUGGUGUCUUCUCCUCAUGAAUGGCCGGCUUUCGCGACGUACUUGGAGGAUAUAAAAGUUGACAGGGAAGAAUUCACAUCUUUUUCUUUAUCUCUUAUAUCACGAAAUGCAAAUGUAAAAGCGGACUAUUUGGCACGCAAAGCUCGUGUCAGUUCGCACGUUGUUAAGUUUGUAAACAAUGUUCUAUCCGAUUGGCUCGUUUGA